CCCAAGCACGAAAAUUUAACGAAUUCGUAACGUUAACGUAUCGAGCCCUCGAUACGUUAACGUUACUCCGCAGCACGAACAAAAUUUUGCCAACUAUCGUAAGCUCGAUUCGAAUACGUUAGUGACGUCAUCCUAACGUAAGUAGGGACGGUCCUUGUGGAAUGAAAUGAUUAUCAUACGGAAUUAAUGAUUCGUUCGGAAACUUAACAAAGUUGUCAUUUUAUUUCAAGCUCCUGAAUUUACAGUUUAUCUAAUUAAAAAAUAAUAAACUAGUGCAUAUAAAGUGAAGUACAUAUGAAGAAAGAUAUUUAGGAACAUGAUAUGACAUUAAAAUCGACGGAAUAACAUAGUGUCUUGGAUAUCAAAACAAAACAUUUCGGAUUCCGAACGAAUCCACUUGAUAUCGGCCAAGGCUAAGUUUGUUUAUGUUUGCUUUAGUUCUUGUGAAGAGCGAAGGUGUUUCAUUGUAUUUAUUAAUUUAGUACUUAUUUUUCAAGAUUUAACUAUUUAAAUAUGAGAACUAGUCACUCACAGUAUUUAACAAUGGUGGAAUUUAUGGAAGCAAAUGGAGAUUUAUCAAAACCGUCAGGUGGUCCACGAGGUCGCAAUUUUAUACAGAUGAAGUGGAAGGAGUUAACGGGAAUAUUAAAUAGCGAUUCUUCAGGAGAUCCUAAGAGUGAGGACAAAUGGCGUAAGGUGUGGAGUGAUUAUAAGAAUAAUUGCAAGAAAAAGUGUGCUAAAAUUAACAGAGCUGCUAGUGGCACUGGUGGCGGACCAGCGCUCCAUUUAUUAUUAACUGACCUUGAACAAAGGGUCAUGCAGAUAAUUGGAGUGCAGGCAGCUACUGGCAUGGAAAUAAAAGAAGCUGGGUUUCCACAAGAAGAAAUUUCAACUGAGAGGCCAAAUACUGAAAUUAUUUUAAAGGAACCAGAAAUAGAUUGGAAUACUCCGAGCACAAGCAGCCAACCAACAGUGGCUCCACUGCCACAAACUGAGGCUUCCCCUCCAGUCAUUGACGAAGAGGAGUGGAACCCUCCACCACAAAAAAAAAGAAAAAGCAAUUUGACAAAAAUGUUUUUAGAUAUAGACAGAAAGACAAGGGAGUAUGCUUCAGAGCGUGAUAGGGUAUAUGAGGAAUUAGAGAGAGAUCGGUUGAGAGUUAGAGAAUUUGAGGUACGAGAAAGAGUAAGACAGCGAGAUGAAGAGCUACGGAUGCAGGGUCAAUGGCUGGAAUUUAUGAAAGAGGCAAUGGAAGCUUUUGUGAGGUUUAUGGAGAGAAAGUCAAGUUAAGCUUAAUUACUA
Bombyx mandarina (wild silkworm) is the source of this 1302-nucleotide messenger RNA. RefSeq lists its product as uncharacterized. The record is from RefSeq and is a predicted model, not a curated record. NCBI's taxonomy places the organism in Eukaryota, Metazoa, Arthropoda, Insecta, Lepidoptera, Bombycidae.